AUGGAGGAGAGCAAAAAACGUGUACACGGCACUAAAGUUUCAAAAAUAGCAAAUAUAUUUCAAGGAAUGCCUUCUAGAGACGACGAAGACAUGCGAGGAACCGACGUUACGGUUGUGAGGACUGAGAGCCAUUUGGCUAGGUUUAAUAAUGCUCGAGCGUUAUUUGAAAAAUUAGGUGAAGAAAAUCGUGGUUUUCGGAUCGAAAAGUCACCUUCUGCUGCUGCCAGUUUCGCUGGAACACGCGGAGUAUCACCAGGUGCUCCGUCCCGCUCUCGGUCCAGCUCUGCCGGCUCCGUGAGUCCGCCUCGAAGUCAUGGCCCUCCGACUGUGCCAUACGCCUCUGCAAUUAAUGGAGACAAAUUGUCAAAUGGUGCUGCACAACCGCCGCCAAAACCAGUCAAACCUAGUGUGCUUCCAAAGCCAGAGAAACCGGAUAGACGGUUUAAUAAAGAACUAAUAGAAAAGCAGAGAAAUUGGACUUCUCACUUUAAUAAAUCUCGUCCUGCCAAAACUGAAAACGAAAAAAUAGAAAAUAAAUUUUUAGCCCAAGACCGCAAAUCUCCAGAAGAAACUGAUAGAUAUGUGGUUCCUUCGCGAGUGUAUACUCCGCCUCUUUCUCCAGGUGCGAUUGACACUCACUUGGAGCGACCUACUACUCUGCCUACUGCUUUAGUGAAUCGAAGCGUACCUGUUGCGAAAUCACCUAGUCCUGUUAAAAACGUCGCACCUGUACUACCUUCUCCUAGAUCUAAUAGUGCGAAAUCACCCACCGUAAGAAGUUCACCAUCACCUAAAGCAGAAAUUCAUUCCGCUGUUAUACAAAUUACAGAAACAAGAAGUUUGGUAACACCUGAAAAAGAUGAUGUGCGAGAAAUAAAACCACUUCCUAGAACUGAUAUGUACUCUCAUUCUGCUAAAGUUGUGGAGCGUGUAUCGACUAUAACAACGUCUACUAUUGUUUCAUCAAGCGAAGGAAAUGUAUCUCCGAUUAAGUUUCACAAAAUAUUACCUUCACCCCCCAUACGAAUGCCAAGAUCUCCACCGCCGCCAGUGCCAGAUGAUAAAAGUGCACAUAAUGACAGCAUCUCGCCGGUUACUUCUUUACCUGAAGAAUUUUCGCCACCAUUGGAAUGUUUUGAUGAAAAGAUUGAUAAAGAAAAAGCAGUGGAUAAAUCCCCUGUAUCGUCUCCUAAAAUAAUACUUGCAGGUGAUGAACCUGUCGGUGCAUUAGUUUCUACAAGACCGGAUGUGUGUGAUGUUGUACCUAGGCCCCAUUUGGAAGGAAACGAGGAGACAUCGCGGUGCAGUGGUGAUUGGGAGGAAAAGGCUAGUCGUAGGUCUUCGACACCCGAGUCACCAGUCAAUGUGAAUGUUGCAAAUAGGUCACCACUGACAUCGCCCUUAGCGUCGCCCGUUCACAGCCUGCCACGCUCAACAUCCGAAGCGCCGGUUUCUCCAUCGCAAUUAGGCGGAGGUCGGAAAUCGUCCGAUCCAGAUGAGACUGCCCGUACAAGGUCUCGGACGCCCAGCGUCUCAGAUGAGGGUGGGUUCAAUGAACCCUCACCAGAAGUGGUGGCGAGGCUCCGGCCCGCAGAGUACCGAGAGCCUCCUCUACCACUCACGCGCGAUAUCCGUGAUGCCGAACGAGCCAGAUCCGACCCGGAUACAUUAUCUGUUCAGCAGCAGGACUCGGGUGUAGUAGUAAGCGAAGCUAGUCAAGGCUCCAUAGAGGUGCUCGACAAAUCGACCACCAGCCAAUGGAGUGUGUCGGAGGAUAACCCCCCCGGAGCCACGCGGCAGUGA
This is a messenger RNA of Pieris macdunnoughi, 1803 nucleotides long. NCBI's taxonomy places the organism in Eukaryota, Metazoa, Arthropoda, Insecta, Lepidoptera, Pieridae. The record is from the annotation of a GenBank genome assembly.